AAGUGAACCCGAACGGCGUCGGAAUAAUUCGGCACGUAAACACGAGAUAGAUAUCGAGAAACUUACGAGCUGAAAAAACAAAAUGACGACCAUAAAUUCAGGAGUCAAAAUUGGACACUAUGUCCUCGGUGAAACAAUCGGGAUGGGGACAUUUGGCAAAGUAAAAAUGGGUGAACAUCUAUUGACCCAGCACAAGGUGGCCAUCAAGAUUCUUAACAGACAGAAGAUCAAGAACUUGGACGUGGUCAGUAAGAUCAAACGAGAAAUUCAAAAUAUGAAACUCUUUCGCCAUCCUCAUAUUGUCAAAUUGUAUCAGGUUAUCAGUACACCCACAGAUAUCUUCAUGGUGAUGGAAUAUGUGGCAGGCGGAGAACUCUUUGAUUAUAUCGUCAAACAUGGAAAGCUGAAGGAGCAUGAAGCAAGACGGUUCUUUCAGCAGAUUAUUUCCGGUGUGGACUACUGCCAUCGUCACAUGAUCGUUCACCGUGACCUCAAGCCAGAAAACCUUCUACUUGACCCCAAUCUUCAUGUCAAGAUCGCCGACUUUGGUCUGUCUAACAUGAUGACCGACGGAGAGUUCUUACGGACAAGCUGUGGGUCACCCAACUAUGCCGCACCGGAGGUCAUAUCUGGCAAGCUUUAUGCAGGACCCGAGGUGGAUAUCUGGAGCUGCGGAGUGAUCCUUUACGCCCUCCUGUGCGGCACGCUACCCUUCGAUGAUGAACAUGUUCCCACGCUCUUCAGAAAAAUCAAAGGCGGUCAUUUCACAAUCCCAGACCAUAUAGAGCGUUCCCAGGUCAAGAGUUUGAUUCAGCACAUGUUACAGGUAGACCCACUCAAGAGAGCAACUAUUAAGGAUAUCAGAGAGCACGACUGGUUCAGGAUUGAUAUGCCACAGUACCUCUUUCCUCAGAAUGAUUUUGAUGAUUCUAUCGUAGAUGUGGACGCUGUCAAAGAAGUCUGUGAGAAAUUCAACGUGAGAGAAGGUGAAGUCCAGAACGCAUUAAUGUGCGGUGAUCCUCAUGAUCAGCUGCGGAUUGCUUACUAUCUCAUCAUCGACAACAAGAGGAUCAUGGACGAAGCUUCUAAGACCCAAAUGAAGGAUUUCUACCUUGCCUCAAGCCCGCCACCGAGGGAGUCCUAUCUGGAAGUCCAAGAAGGAGGUUUCCUUCUACCCAAGGCUCACCCUGAGAGAUUAACAACUAUGACAAUGAACACCCUAGAGAACUUCAACAACCAGAGCUCUGAGAGCCAGCGACGAGUGUCGGCGACGCCCGUCAAGAGGUCAAAGUGGCACCUGGGUAUCAGGUCACAGAGCAGGCCACAUGACAUCAUGGGAGAGGUCUUCAGGGCCAUGAAAGCGCUCAAUUUUGAAUGGAAGGUAGUGAAUCCGUUCUACGUGAGGGUCAGACGAACCAACCCGCUGACCGGUGCUCAGAUCAAAUUGGGUCUUCAGCUUUACCAGGUGGACAGUAAGAGUUACCUGCUGGACUUUAAGAGCUUGACCAACCCCAGGGACAGUGGCAUGACCAACUUUGGUUCUGACGAUCGAAUGGAGGUGGAGGAGCCCAUGUCACCGCGAUCACCGACCACGCCGACCUUGCCACAAUCCCCCGGUUCACCCCGCUGCAUGCAGCACUGCACGAUGGAAUUCUUUGAGAUGUGUGCUAGCUUGAUCGCUACCCUUGCACGAUGAGGACGACGAUCCAGAGGCCGAUCCAGAGGGCGAUCAAAAGGCUUCGUACACUGUAGAGCCAGAAGGGAGUUAACCCAUGUUCUAAACAGAGUCAAUGCCUUUCUUGAAAGCAAGUGCGAUAUUCCCUUGUAUCUCUCAAAAGAAAAGCAAUAUCAUAUUAAAUCUAGGGUGCGUUCAAGCGAUUUUUUGACACUUGAAUCACAAACAUGAAUUAAAAAUUAAAAACACUGUUAAAAUACAUGGUUACUGCGGGAGAGUGUCAAAACGAUUUUUGUUCAUGUUGAAUCUCGCUCAUUUCAAGCCCAGCCACUGCUUAGCACACUGCGCAGUUUGACCCAGGAAGUAUAGGGCAACUUCGCCACAUGCUUUCUGAAUUUGUUCACAGUCGACUGUCAGCCAAACCAGAAGCACGCCACGAUAAUGACGUUAUAGAAUCUUGAUUGAAAUCUCGUUGCGUUCAAACAAUUUUUAAUUUUUAGCGAACGUGCAGAAUUACGAUACAAAGGCAUCUUUUUCAGCGUUUCAUGUUUGUGUUUUGAAACGCGUUUAUUUUCACGACCGACGAAAAAUCGCUUGAAAUCGCUUGAACGCAACCGUGUUUUAAACUAAACAUCUUUAAAAACCGUGUUUCUAGGGUGAAAAAGUGUCGCUAGAACGCACCAUAAGUACAUCAACUUGUACCCGUGACAUCCCUUUUUUUCGGUAUUAACUUCAACAUCAAACACAGGGAGGAAAACCUCAUUUCUGUUCUUACUUAAGCAAUUUGCAAGUGCUGCACGCUUACAUCCAUUCUCGCAGCCUACCGUUUUUAAACAAGUUAUCACAAUUUAUGCGUUCACGCACUCCAAACCAUGAUAUUUGUAAAAAGUAUUACACGGUCAUCCAGGUACCUUUGCGCAAUGCAUAAGAUACACUUAUUUUUACGGUUAGCACAAAACCCUUCAUACAAAUAACAGUAGUUGAUAUCUUAAACUUGGAAGAAAUGUCCAGGAUUGUUUUUGGAUUGGCAACAAAGAAUCAUCAACCAAAGAACUGAGGGUAUAACGUGAUAUAAAGGAGGUAAUAUUUGGCCUGCUUUUAAAUCUUAAAGCAGAUUUAUUGUAAUUUCUUCUAGUUAACACUGAAAAUGAGAAAAAUCUAAAACUAUUUCACUUUUACAGUACUCUACAUUUGAUGUCAUAUUAGGAUGUAUUAGGUGUAUGUAAUGGAGGUGGUACAUCAAGGGCUAUUCAGACGAUUCUGAUUGAAAAC
Messenger RNA from Strongylocentrotus purpuratus (purple sea urchin), 2947 nucleotides. Its product is annotated as 5'-AMP-activated protein kinase catalytic subunit alpha-2. Gene Ontology annotation, cellular component: cytoplasm. Bases 83 to 1696 code for a protein of 537 amino acids. NCBI's taxonomy places the organism in Eukaryota, Metazoa, Echinodermata, Echinoidea, Camarodonta, Strongylocentrotidae. Gene Ontology annotation, molecular function: protein serine/threonine kinase activity; ATP binding. The transcript has 14 exons. Gene Ontology annotation, biological process: protein phosphorylation; intracellular signal transduction. The record is from RefSeq and is a predicted model, not a curated record.